Messenger RNA from Plectropomus leopardus (leopard coralgrouper), 2199 nucleotides. Its product is annotated as UDP-N-acetylglucosamine transferase subunit ALG13. The record is from RefSeq and is a predicted model, not a curated record. Gene Ontology annotation, molecular function: hexosyltransferase activity. Gene Ontology annotation, biological process: dolichol-linked oligosaccharide biosynthetic process. NCBI's taxonomy places the organism in Eukaryota, Metazoa, Chordata, Actinopteri, Perciformes, Serranidae.
UGUGUGGCUGCAGGAUGAAGAUGAGCUGUGAGAGCAGGCUGCGAAGUGUUUAAAAAUACAAACAAACCUGAAAACUGACAGUUUUGCUUGAGCGGAAAUGAAGACGGUGUUUGUAACCGUCGGCACCACGAGCUUCGAUGAGCUCAUUGACAGCAUCACGCGCCCAGAGGCCGUGCAGGCUUUAAAGGCUUGUGGAUAUGAGCGUUUUGUUCUUCAGGUUGGAAAAGGAUCUCUUCUUCCGGCUGCUGACAGCUGUCCACCUGUGCAGCUGGAGGCUUAUCGAUUCAAAGACUCUAUCGCAGAAGACAUGAAGCAGGCCGACCUCGUCGUCAGCCACGCAGGCGCAGGAAGUUGUUUGGAGGCGCUCGGUGCAGGGAAGCCUCUGCUGGUCGUCGUCAAUGACAAGUUGAUGAACAACCACCAGCUGGAGAUGGCCCAGCAGCUGCACAAGGACUCCCACUUGUUGUACUGCACAUGCAGCACCCUGACAGAAACACUGAGGACGAUGGAUCUCUCUGUUCUUCGGCCGUUCUUACCCGGACAGCCAAAGAUUUUUGCAAACUUUUUAGACAAAGCUCUCGGCAUUCAGUGAAACUUUCCUUUCACUGCCUGAUUUCUGUUACAAGUUGAUGAUUUUAAGAAUAUAAUGUAAUAUUAUCAUACUUGGUGACAUUAAUUAUUAUACUGCACACAACAGUUUGAGUGUUCAAUUUUUUUGUAUGCAAUAAUAUUAAUAAUAUAUGACUAAUUACAGAUCCUAAUGUGUGCUGUGAAUUAUUUGUGUUUAUUCAUUUAAAAAAAAAAAAAAAAAAAGUUUUACGAAGGUGAAAGAAAAACAAAAAUGUCACCAGAUGUUUUAGUCCAAUGACAGACAGCAGGGCAGAGAGUCGAAGUCACGGCGGCACUUUGAGAAACAAAUGGUUCAGUGUUCAUCCUGAUCAGAGUGUGGAAGUAAGUAAGUGACUGUGCUGUUGAUACAUUUUAUAAUUAAUUUUUCAUAUAAUCAAGUUGAAGUGACAACCCCAGCAAGGCAAGUUUAGUUAUAUAACACAAUUCAGCAACAAGGCAAUUCAAAGUGCUCUACAUAAAUUAUCAAAAGCAUCAAGAUGAAGUGCAAGAGAAACACAUUAUAAAGGGACAUUUAAAUGCAUUUAAAACGAAAUUAAAGAGCUAGAGAAUAGAAAAUUUAAAAAAUGCUAAAAAAAAAUUAAAAUUAGAGUACAGUGCAAGAAAUGAAUAAAUAUUUGACUUAAAAGGCAGUGGAAAAGAGAAAAGUCUUAAGCCUUGGUUUUAAAAGAACGUAGAGUUGCAGCGGGGCUGCUGCAGAUAUGUGGGGCAUAAAAACAAAAUGCUGCUUCCCCCUGACAGACAAGUCAAUACAUUUUGCCGAUUCGUAAAUCUGGCAACACAGUAUGAAAAAAUGAUGCUUAAUGCAAGAUGCCUACUUUAGACAAAACAAUGUAUAACAUUAAUUUCAUGAAGAUGCACCACAGAUCCCAUUUUUGGCAUUAAGUUAAAGUGGCAGCUAUUACUAAGAAUAGCCUUUAAUAAGAGUUUUCAUCAGGAAUUAUUUCUGAUCACUCUCUAAGUCGACAGUCGACGGUUCUUCUUGAUUUGUAUCAAGAAAACUAAAAAGAAGGAAAGCUCAUGACGUCGGUGACAGUGUGCCAGUUCUGUUGAGGUUAUUGGGGCGGACACAGCAAAUCACACCAAAGGCAAAGGCAAGGAACGUUUUUUUAGAGCAAAAUUGUCAUAGUCAAGUCAAAGUUCAUUGUAGCCUAAUCACAAAACAUGCCCAAAGGUCUGAACAGAUAGUAUUUUCAGUUUAAUUUCAAUUUUAAUUUGACCUAUAAACUCCAAUAUCACAAAUCACAAUAAGCCUAUUAAUCCAUCAUAUCUUUGUUGUUUCAACUUAAAUUGAAAAAAUCCCUUCACCAGAUUAUCUUAUAUAUAUCUUUUUAGUUUCCUUGGUUUGUAAGUGGCACGUUUAUUUAUUUAUUUAUUUAUUUACUGUCUGCUGUGUAUUUGUGUGUCUUGAGAAGACUCAGCUCUUCCCAAGAGGACAGACAUUUUGACGUAGACCAAACCGUUAGUCUGUUUGUGAUCCUGCGUCGCUCUGACUCUUUUGUUUGCUUUUUUGUCAGUGUAAACAUACAAACUGGGGCUUUUUUUAGGAUUUGAGGACAUUAUGGGCUCAGC